GUUGAUUGAUUUUCACUUCUGGAUAUUAAGAGAUGAUGGUACAUUCUGUAACCGGUAAAAUGUUCAGACAAAAGUCCUUAUUUUUUAUUUAAUAAUACAAAGAUUCUGUGUUGAAGUUGGACGAAACCAUUUGGCUUGUUGAACGCUGAAUCUCAGUGCGGGCUGUCUUAGUUUUGGCUCCACGAUGGAACAGAUCGGCGAGCACUCAACCAGCAUUUAUCAUGAUACUGUUUCUAUUGGCGGGGGUUCAUCCUUUCCACAACUUCCUCCUCAGACCCGAGGUUGGUCAGAUGCGAAUGAUCCAAGUUCAGAGUCAUUGGUUGUUGAGAUUUCUGGAGCGAUGUGCGAUAAAGAUCGUAUAAUAUUCAAAAUUCAUACAAAGACCACACUACCUGAUUUCAAGCAAAAUGAAUGCGAUGUACAACGAAUGCAUGAAGAAUUUGUAUGGUUACAUGAUCAUCUAGUUGAAAACGAUGCAUAUGCAGGUUUAAUUGUCCCACCAGUUCCACCCAAACCAGAUUUCGAUGCAUCUCGAGCUAAAUUACAAAAAUUAGGAGAAAAUGACGGUAAUCUACCCAAAGAAGAUUUAUUGAAAAUGAAAGCUGAACUAGAAGCUGAAUACUUAGCUACUUUUAAAAAAACAGUUGCAAUGCAUGAAGUCUUUCUACAACGAUUGGCUUCUCAUCCAACAUUUAAACAUGAUCAUGGUUUUCGUGUUUUCUUAGAAUUUGAAGAAGAGUUGAAUGUACGAAAUAAGACACGAAAAGAGAAGGCAGCUGAUUUUUUCAAAUCUGUAUCAAAAUCAGCUGAUGAAACAAUUUGGUUAAAUAAUCAGAAAGAUAAUGAUGUAUUCUUUCGUGAAGAGAAAUGCAUCCUAGCUGGUUAUCAUUCUGCUGUAAAAGAUGCAACAAUUGCCUCUGAUUUAGCCUCAAAAUGUCGUAAAACAAAUGCCAACACACUGUUACGAAUUCAAUUAGCUCUAUCUAAUCUAAUACCGAAAGAGUGUAAUGUCACUCCAGAAACAGACUUAACAACUUUACUGACUAAUUUCUUUGAAAAUUAUCAGAAAAUCCUGGUUCGUUUAAGUUCAGAUGAAGAUUUGAAGUUAUCUGACACUCUGCGUUAUUAUGCUAUCGAUACAGGUGCUGCACGUGCAUUACUCUAUCGUCGAUGUCGUGCUCUAGCAGACUAUGAAGCUGCUAAUCGUAAUCUUGAUAAAGCACGUGCACGUAUGAAAGAUGUUCAAGCGGCAGAAGAUGCACAGACUGCAGCCAAUGAACGAUUUAAAUCUAUAUCUGAAUCAGCUAAACUUGAAUUAGAAGAUUUCAAAGUUCGUCGAAUUAAAUAUUUUCAUAAGAAUUUAGCUGAUCUUGCUGAACUAGAAGUUAAACACGCCAAGAACACCGAGGCAAUGAAAAUACUCAACCAACAACAAAUACCAGUCCCUAUAAAUGGAAGAAAUUCAGCAGAAGUAGUCUUUUUUUACUUACCUAACUUGUACAGCAUCUGUCUAACUAUACGUGACAGCGUGGAUGAGGAUAUCAAGGCCGACCGUAAUACAGUUGCUCAUUACUCUGAAAUCAUUGUAGAGAUCUACAGCGUUUAGCGCAAAGAAAGAACAAUAAUCUGAAAUUUCAACACUAAUGGCAAUCACAAAUCGAGUUAAUUAAAUCCACACUAAUACGAUUAAAGUCAAUCACUCCACAAGUGUCAAAAUCACCUAUCACUACAGUACAGUCAGUGACUCGUUCACACAGUAGCAGCAAUAAUUCAACAAAUACUACUACUAUUAAUAAUAAUAAUAAUAAUAACAAUAUAACAUAUCCUUCAAAUACUUCACCUGAUUCCAAUUAUCCUACAGCUGAUUAAUUUAGAAUUUUUGAGAAUAUGUUCACCUCAGUUAAUCUCUUUCCCCCCCCCCUCUCUCUUUCCCUGGAUCCUUUUGUGUAUCUUAUCUCAGUUGUGUGAAAAUCCAACAUCAAUCAACAGCCUUAUCUCAGUCAGUGAUAUAUUAGUAAUCCAAAAUAUAAAACAAAAAAACAACUUCAGUUGUUCACAUAUAAUGAAUAUUUUCUAUGGCCUUAUGGAGUAAUCUUCUGAUUUUUUUAUCUUUUGCUUUGCAUAUCUACACAUCCACACAAGCACAUCUAUCUAUUUGUUUUAAUUUACGUGUUUUGUUUAAGUACUUACUUUCUCGAUUCUCACACUAUAUAUAUAUAUAUAUAUAUAUAUAUAUAUAUAUAUAUAUAUAUAUAUGUAUUUGUGCAUGUGACUGUGUAUUGAGUUAGGUAUCAAUUACUAAAGUUGUCAAGCUUAAUUGUCGGUGCGGGGAAGAAGAGGCAUUGCAAUGGUGAUGGGUUGAAGGUGUGUGUGUGUGUGGAUGGAUCAGCAGUACAUUUAAUUUAAAUUUCGACCACAGUAUAUUUCUACAAGAAAUUAAUUUACAUUAUUUUUAAAACAAAACUCUUUUUUGUGAUCUCUAUUCCCCGAUGAAAAUAAGAAUAACACAUGUUUAUUAUUACUACUGUGAUCAAAAUUAAUGACCUUUUGAUGACUUUAUAACUUGACUAAUCUUCAUAGAUUGAAGAAGAAAGAUAUAAAGAAAAACAUACGAUCUAAUUGAUUCUUUCUCACACUCUCUUUCUUACUUUCUUUUGUUAUCUUUUUCAUUUCAUUUUAUUUGAUUUUUUUACCUGGUGGUGUUAUUGUGGUUUUGCCAACAACCUAAGAAGCGUGUGUGCAUGUGAUGGAAUGGGUGUGGUUUUUUUCUAUUUCUUGCGUAUUUAUAUCUGUUUGUGUGUGUAUGUGUGUUUGUACAUUGAUUUGCUUUGUGAAUAAAUUAUUAUUUUAUGUAUUCUCGCUUGUGAUGAA
Molecule: messenger RNA, 2871 nt
Organism: Trichobilharzia szidati
Lineage: Eukaryota; Metazoa; Platyhelminthes; Trematoda; Strigeidida; Schistosomatidae
Source: the annotation of a GenBank genome assembly